CAUUCCAAUAUUAGUCACGUCACUCGGUAAUUUUAAAGUAUAUUCUCGAUUUUUUCACAAGAAACCUAGAAAUUUAUGUUGUAGUUGUUUUUGUUGUUAGUAGUUGUUUAUAUAUAUUUCAUGAAGAAAAUUACUGUUGAAAUUAUAAAUCGAAAUAUCGAUAUUUUAAUUUAAUCGAAUAAAUAAUUGGCUGGUAGCAAUAUCACGAUUCCGUAUUUCGAUUCAAUACAUCGCUAAAAUUAAUAUUAGUUCCAGCAAAGUGAAGGGACAGUGUUUUUAAGAGUGUUAUUUCAAGUUCUGAGUUUAUAUACUUACCAAUUUUAAGGAUGAUGUUAUCAAGGGUAGUAAGAAAUUCGCUGAAUAAUCUGCCGAAGGCAUGUUACUCUACUGAACCCGUAGGACCACCCAAGAAUGUACUUAUAGAACAAACUAUCAAAUCUCAUGAGAAAUAUACUAAUGGAAUAAUUCAUGACAAAAAACCGAUAAAAGUUUUACUAAAAGCAGACAAAACCUAUUGGUGGUGUCUCUGUGGACACAGCAGUAACCAACCAUAUUGUAAUGGAAGCCACUUGAAUAUUUUCAAAUGGAUUAAACAGAGGCCUUUGAAAUUCAGGGUACCCGAAACUAAGGAAUAUUCACUCUGCGUUUGCAAACAGACAAAUAACCGUCCAUUCUGUGAUGGUGCUCACAGAAAACCGGAAGUACAACAAGCUAAAUCUGUCGUUGAGCAAAAGCAAGAGAAGAAUAAAUGAAGUUUUUAAAUCAUUUUUAAGGUUUAGAAGUCACCUAUGUAGGUUAUCGUAUUUUUACCAUGUCUCUGUCUAGAAGAUGUUUAUAUGUGUUUUUUACAUAUUUUAUAUAGGUAAAAAUAUCUUUUUUAAAACUGAAGUGCCUAAUCUAGUCGCUGUUAAGUAUUCUAAAUACACAUUUUUUUAUACAUAUGUUUUGUAAUAAAUUCUUCAUUUUUUAUUAUAAUAUUCAUAAGUUCAUAAAACGGGUAUUGCAUUGUCAUGUAACUAAUUCCGAAUGGUACAUAAACAUAUUAUUUGCUUCUAGACACAGAUUUUUAUAUGUGCUUGUUAUAUAAUGAUUAUGUAAAUCGAUUCAAUUUUAAUUUUUUUUAUGGUAAAAUAGAGCCCAGCUACAUAAAACAGCAUAGAUUUGGUACACGACGUUUGAAUUCGUAAACCGCUAGAUACAAGUUAGUUCAUCACCAACCGGUAUUUGUGGCUGUUCGUUCUGGCCGCAAAUGAAAAUGGCAGCCUGUUUCCCACGACGAGACAUAUGUCGAAAAAACUGAUGAAAUACACGCAUGUAAGUUUCUUCAUACUACUGUAGAAACCCUGACUUAGCGCGGUGCAAUAGUGCAAUGUAUCUGGUUGGAAAAACCUCGCCAGAAGAAAUUUCCGGAAAAUCCAUACCGAAAAACCUACAAGGAGACCUUAACUACGAGCGGUGCAGUAAUGCCAGAUAUCGGGCUGGUUGGAAAACCUCCCUUGCCAGUAGCAAUUGGAAGUUAGUAAGUAAAAAUUAAUACGAAAAAAAUAUAUGAUACACGCGUGAAAAUUUUUUAUACGCUUUUAGGGACUUCAACUAAGAGCGGCGAAAUAGUACCAGCAGGUCGGAAAACCUUCGGAAAAAUUCGAGCAAUGUCGAUGUAGAUGUCAAAUCAAAAGUAAUCAAAGUCCUUACAUUCGAAAGCUUUUUUCAUGAUGCCAUUCAAAAAAUCUUUUUACUACCCCACAUAAAAAAAUCACCUUGAUACGAUAAAAACUAGCUGGCGGGCCACCAAUCUUCCUUCAGUGCGAUAACGCGCCCACGUUUGUACAUCCAGCGCGUCUAUUUAAAUUUCAAAUGCUGAUAAAUCUAUAUACGUUCAAAUAAAUACAUUUUUUACUUUAGUAUUAAAAAAUGUAGAUUAUGUUUAUAGAAAUGAAAUAAAUGAUUAUAUAUAAUACAUAAUGAAAAUACCAAGCGAGUUUUCAACGUAUCAAAGUUAUUUUUUUUAUUUGGGGUAGCAAAACGAAUCAUUUCGAAUGCAAAGAAGUAAAAGCGUAUAAGAAAAUUUUCACGCGUGUAUCAUAUCAUUUUUUUUUUGGUAUGAUUUUUCCGAAUUUUCAUUCACUUCUGGCCCGAUUUCAGACAGACUUUGAAUCGCUUCUGGCAAGGGUUUUCCAACCAGAUACAUUUCUAGUACUAUUGCACCACGUUGAGGUUUCUACUGUAAUAUGAAAAAACUUCUUGUACUCUAUCAGUUUUUCCGGCAUAUUUCUCGUGGUAUGGCUGACAUUUCAUUUGCGGCCAGAAUGAACAGUUAGAAAUACCGUUUGGUGAUGAACUGACUUUUAUUUAGCGAAUGCUGUUUUAUGUAGUUAGCUCUCUAUCGAUAUAAGUUACAGUUUACAGUUAAAUUAAAUCAACUUUAUUCACAAAUUAAAUUAAAUUUGUUGCUUUGAUUUGACAAUUUAUUUUAACCACUCCAAUAAAUCUAUAAGUAAUUUGAAUUUUAAAAAAAUGUAUCUGAAAUAAA
Messenger RNA from Diorhabda sublineata, 2530 nucleotides. Its product is annotated as CDGSH iron-sulfur domain-containing protein 3, mitochondrial-like. NCBI's taxonomy places the organism in Eukaryota, Metazoa, Arthropoda, Insecta, Coleoptera, Chrysomelidae. Gene Ontology annotation, molecular function: 2 iron, 2 sulfur cluster binding. Gene Ontology annotation, cellular component: intracellular membrane-bounded organelle. The record is from RefSeq and is a predicted model, not a curated record. The transcript has 5 exons. The coding region runs from base 327 to 752 and encodes 141 amino acids.